GUGAGAUUGUUGUCAGGGAGUGAGCUGGCUCCUGCUCCGACAUGUUCCGCGUUUUCAGCCUGGUGAUCGCGGCCGGCCUGCUGCUGGCCUGCCUCACUGCUUAUGUCCUGGAGAACUACACCGUGCAGUCCGCUCUCAACCGGGAGCCGCACCCGCGAGAUGGCCAGCCUCCUUACCCGGGCCGGGACACGGACAACCUCUUCUGGUUCCUGCAGGUGUCCGACCUCCAUAUCAGUAGGUUCGUAGAUCCUCAAAGAACCCCUGAUUUUAAGAUAUUUUGCACAGAGACCAUUGAUGUAAUCAAGCCAGCAAUUGUUUUCGUCACAGGAGAUCUAACAGAUGCCAAGACAAAGAACAGGAUCGGAUCUGUUCAGCACGAGGUUGAAUGGCAAACCUACCAUACAAUCCUGAAACAAUCCAGAGUGUUAGAAAAGACCAAGUGGAUUGAUAUCAAAGGAAAUCAUGAUGCUUUCAACAUUAAAUCGCUUGACAGUAUCAAUAAUUACUACAGGAAAUAUUCUGCCCAUCGUCAGGAUGGAUCCUUCCAUUAUCUACAUCAGACUGACUUUGGAAAUUACUCUUUCAUCUGUGUUGAUGCCACCUUGAGUCCUGGUCCCAAAAGACCACUCAAUUUCUUUGGUGUCUUGCAGCAGAAUAAAAUGGGUGAAUUGUCAAAACUAGCAUCUGAAACAGUCAACAGCAAUCAAAGCAUUUGGCUUGGCCAUUAUACCACCUCCACUAUCAUUUCCGCCUCUCCUGGUAUGCAGCAACUCAUGAGCUCUGCAAUUGCAUACCUGUGUGGACACCUGCACACUCUGGGAGGUCUCAUGCCUGUUCUGCACAGCAGAAACGCAGAAGGAACACUGGAACUGGAGCUAGGUGACUGGAUGGACAACCGGAAGUACCGUCUAUUGGCAUUUGACCAUGAUCUGUUUAGUUUUGUGGAUCUAAACUUAAACAAGUGGCCGGCAGUCCUUAUCACAAAUCCAAAAUCUGCUCUAUAUAGUAGCCCAGGACAUGAGCCUCUGGGGAAAAUCAAGCACUCUACACAUAUCAGGGUUCUGGUCUUUUCGCCGUCACAAAUCACCUCAGUCCUGAUCAGUAUUGAUGGUGUCACUGUAGGCAGUGCAGUUCAUAUUGAUGGCCCAUUCUUCUCAAUAGCCUGGAGGCCUGAGGAUUACAGGGAAGGAAUGCACUACAUUGAAGUCCGAGCAGAGGACACAGCUGGAAGAACUAUGGUUAAAGGUCAUGACUUUGCAGUAGAAGAGAUGAGACUGCUGCCUUUUGACCUUGUGGCUUCAUUCAUCCUCCUGACCCGACAUUAUGUUAUGGCCAAAGUUAUAUUUAUUCUGGUUUUUAUGGCUAAUAUCUGCUUGAUCAUUGCCAUUCGGUUCCAAAGCCAACCGCAGCUUAAAGAGAGCCCUAGUGCCUUCACUCUGAUGUUGUUUUCGUUUCAUGUGUUGUGUAAGACAAACAUGUUCUACUAUCCUGUGUUGCUGUUCACUUGCUAUGUGGCUGUGGGUCCCUGGUUUGUUGGUGAGGUGAUAGAUGGCCACUUUGGAGCCUGCUUUGUCUUUGGGGUUGUGGUGGAUGGCCAUUUCUUGGAGGGAAGCCUGACUUUCAUCUUUGGAAUCUUUCAGCUGACGUUUUUUAAUAUUCCACUGAUGGGCUACUUAAGCUGGUGUCUGCUCCUUCGGUGUCGAGGGUUUUGUUUUUGGACACACACCAAGUACACAGGCUGGCUCUGCACUGUGCCCAUGCACAUCUUCAUCAUGGCACUCUUCCUGUGGCAACUCUACAGCAGCUACAUCCUACUGCUCACUUACGGCACCGCUGCCUUCUUCCUGUCUCCAGUAAGGACGUGGUCAGUGCCACUGGCCCUGGUCCUUGUGUACAAGGCCUGGGCUCUCGACCAGUCCUCCAUCAGAACAUUUAAAGCGGAAAUGAAGAACUGCCCCUACUCCUGACAGAGGACAGAGACAACAGGUCAAGAGUGGAGAACACAGCAUUCGCGCAUCUCAACUGCCAGUCACACUUCUCGAACCAGUCUAUCAAAAAUCACACACAAUGAUUGCAGUAUCAAAUCCUGUCAAAUCAUUCUUUCCAUUGCCCCCAUCUCAAAACAAGCGCAAUGACAGGAAAAAAUAGAAAAUCGAAUUUAAUACAAAUGAAGAUUAGACUGAAGAAAGGGGAGCUGGUAGGAGCAGCUCACAUUUUACCUCCCAUCCCAACUAGUAUUGUUUCAUACUUGCUGGGCAGAACCCUGCAGAGUACUCUCUGCCUCUGUGUGUGUGUGUGUGUGUGUGUGUGUGUGUCUGUCUGUCUGUCUGUCUGUCUGUGUUAAUGGAUAUUUGUGUGUGUGUGUGUCUAUAUUAAUGAAUAUUUGUCUGUGUGUCUCUCUGUAUUAAUGAAUAAUUGUGUGUGUGUGUGUGUCUGUGUCAAUGAAUAUUUGAGUCUGUGUUAAUGAAUAUUUGUGUGUGUGUGUGUCUGUGUUAAAGAAUAUUUGUGUGUGUGUGUGUCUGUGUUAAUGAAUAUUUGUGUGUGUGUGUCUCUAUAUUAAUGAAUAUUUGUGUGUGUGUGUCUCUGUAUUAAUGAAUAUUUGUGUGUGUGUGUGUCUCUGUAUUAGUGAAUAUUUGUGUGUGUGUGUGUGUAUCACUAUUAAUGAAUAUUUGUGUGUGUGUUUGUCUCUGUAUCAGUGAAUAUUUGUGUGUGCGUCUGUAUUAAUCAAUAUUUGUGAGGGUGUGUGUCUCUGUAUUAAUGAAUAUUUGUGUGUGUGCCUGUGUAGUAAUAAAUAUUUGUAUGUGUGUGUCUCUGUGUUAAUGAAUAUUUGUGUGUGUGUGUGUCUCUGUGUUAAUGAAUAUUUGUGUGUCUGUGUUAAUGAAUAUUUGUGUGUGUGUGUGUGUGUCUGUGUUAAAGAAUAUUUGUGUGUGUGUGUCUGUGUUAAUGAAUAUUUGUGUGUGUGUGUCUCUGUAUUAAUGAAUAUUUGUGUGUGUGUGUGUCUCUGUAUUAAUGAAUAUUUGUGUGUGUGUGUCUGUAUUAAUGAAUACUUGUGUGUGUGUCUCUGUAUUAAUGAAUAAUUGUGUGUGUCUCUGUAUUAGUGAAUGCUUGUGUGUGUGUGUAUCACUGUAUUAAUGAAUAUUUGUGUGUGUGUGUAUGUGUGUGUUUGUCUCUGUAUCAGUGAAUAUUUGUGUGUGUGUGUCUGUAUUAAUGAAUACUUGUGUGUGUGUCUCUGUAUUAAUGAAUAAUUGUGUGUGUCUCUGUAUUAGUGAAUGCUUGUGUGUGUGUGUGUGUAUCACUGUAUUAAUGAAUAUUUGUGUGUGUGUGUAUGUGUGUGUUUGUCUCUGUAUCAGUGAAUAUUUGUGUGUGUGUGUCUGUAUUAAUGAAUACUUGUGUGUGUGUCUCUGUAUUAAUGAAUAAUUGUGUGUGUCUCUGUAUUAGUGAAUGCUUGUGUGUGUGUGUGUAUCACUGUAUUAAUGAAUAUUUGUGUGUGUGUGUAUGUGUGUGUUUGUCUCUGUAUCAGUGAAUAUUUGUGUGUGUGUGUCUGUAUUAAUCAAUAUUUGUGAGGGUGUGUGUCUCUGUAUUAAUGAAUAUUUGUGUGUGUCUGUAUUAAUGAAUAUUUGUGUGUGUGCCUGUGUAGUAAUGAAUAUUUGUGUGUGUCUCUGUGUUAAUGAAUAUUUGUGUGUGUGUGUCUCUGUGGUAAUGAAUAUUUGUGUGUGUGUCUCUGUAUUAAUGAAUAUUUGUGUGUGUGUGUGUCUCUAUUAAUGAAUCUUUGUGUGGGUGUGUCUCUGUAUUAAUGAAUAUUUGUGUGUGUGUCUCUGUAUUAAUGAAUAUUUGUGUGUGUGCCUGUGUCGUAAUGAAUAUUUGUGUGUGUGUGUCUCUGUAUUAGUGAAUAUUUGUGUGUGUGUGUGUCUCUGGAUUAAUGAAUAUUUGUGCGUGUGUGUGUGUCUCUGUAUUAGUGAAUAUUUGUGUCUGUGUGUCUCUCUGUAUUAAUGAAUAUUUGUGUGUGUGUGUGUGUGUCUGUAUUAGUGAAUAUUUGUUUGUGUCUCUGUAUUAAUGAAUAUUUGUGGCUGUGUGUGUGUGUCUCUAUAUUAAUGAAUAUUUGUGUGUGUGUCUCUGAAUUAGUGAAUAUUUGUGUGUGCGUGUGUCUCCGUAUUAAUGAAUAUUUGUGUGUGUGUCUGUGUCUCUGUAUUAGUAAAUAUCUGUGUGUGUGUCUCUGUAUUAGUGAAUAUUUGUGUGUGUGUGCCUCUAUUAGUGAAUAUUUGUGUGUGUGUGUGUCUCUGUAUUAGUGAAUAUUUGUGUCUGUGUGUCUCUCUGUAUGAAUGAAUAUUUGUGUGUGUGUGUGUCUGUAUUAGUGAAUAUUUGUGUGUGUCUCUGUAUUAGUGAAUAUUUGUGUGUGUCUCUGUAUUAAUGAAUAUUUGUGUGUGUGUGUGUGUCUCUGGAGUAAUGAAUAUUUGUGUGUGUGUGUGUGUAUGUCUCUGUAUUAGUGAAUAUUUGUGUGUAUGUGCCUCUAUUAGUGAAUAUUUGUGUGUGUGUGUGUCUCUGUAUUAGUGAAUAUUUGUGUCUGUGUGUGUCUCUGUAUUAAUGAAUAUUUGUGUGUGUGUGUCUGUAUUAGUGAAUAUUUGUGUCUGUCUCUGUAUUAAUGAAUAUUUGUGGCUGUGGGUGUGUGUUUUUGUUAUAAUGAAUAUUUGUGUGUGUGUGUGUGUGUGUGUGUGUGUCUCUGUGUUAAUGAACAUGUUUGUGUGUGUGUGUGUGUCUCCGUAUUAAUGAAUAUUUGUCUGUGUGUGUGUGUGUGUCUCUGUAUUAGUGAAUAUCUGUGUGUGUGUGUGUCUCUGUAUUAGUGAAUUAUUGUGUGUGUGUGUCUCUGUAUUAGUGAAUAUUUGUGUGUGUGUGUGUCUCUCUGUAUUAAUGAAUAUUUGUGUGUGUGUGUCUGUAUUAGUGAAUAUUUGUGUGUCUCUGUAUUAAUGAAUACUUUUGUGUGUGUGUGUCUCUGGAUUAAUGAAUAUUUGUGUGUGUGUGUCUCUGUAUUAAUGAAUAUUUGUGUGUGUGUGUGUGUCUGUAUUAAUGAAUAUUUGUGUGUGUGUGUGUAUAUCUCUGUAUUAAUGAAUAUUUGUGUGUGUCUCUAUUAAUGAAUAUGUGUGUUUGUGUGUCUGUAUUAAUGAAUAUUUGUGUGUGUGUGUCUCUGUGUUAACGAAUAUGUGUGUGUGUGCCUGUGUAGUAAUGAAUAUUUGUAUGUGUGUGUCACUGUAUUAAGGAAUAUUUGUGUGUGUGUGUGUGUGUGUGUGUGUGUGUGUGUGUGUGUCUCUGUGUUAAUGAAUAUGUUUGUGUGUGUGUGUGUAUGUCCAUGUAUUAGUGAAUAUUUGUGUGUGUCUCUGUAUUAGUGAAUAUCUGUGUGUGUGUGUGUGUGUCUCUGUAUUAGUGAAUAUUUGUGUGUGUGUGUGUGUCUGUAUUAGUGAAUAUUUGUGUGUGUCUCUGUAUUAUGAAUAUUUGUGUGUAUGUGUGUCUCUGGAUUAAUGAAUAUUUGUGCGUGUGUGUGUGUGUGUCUCUGUAUUAAUGAAUAUUUGUGUGUGUGUGUAUGUCUCUGUAUUAGUGAAUAUUUGUGUGUGUGUGUGUGUCUCUGUAUUAGUGAGUGUGUGUGUGUGUGUGUGUAUGUCUCUGUAUUAGUGAAUAUUUGUGUGUGUGUGUGUGUCUCUGUAUUAAUGAAUAUUUGUGGCUAUGUGUGUAUGUCUCUGUAUUAAUGAAUAUUUGUGUGUGUGUGUCUUUGUAUUAGUGAAUAUUUGUGUGUGUCUCUGUAUUAGUGAAUAUUUGUGUCUGUGUGUCUCUCUGUAUUAAUGAAUUUUUGUGUGUGUGUGAGAGUCUCUGGAUUAAUGAAUAUUUGUGCGUGUGUGUGUGUGUCUCUGUAUUAAUGAAUAUUUGUGUGUGUGUGUGUCUCUGUGUUAAUGAAUAUGUUUGUGUGUGUCUCUAUUAGUGAAUAUUUGUGUGUGUAUGUCUCAGUAUUAGUGAGUAUUUGUGUGUGUGUGUGUCUCUGUAUUAAUGAAUAUUUGUGUGUGUGUGUGUUUGUCUGUAUUAGUGAAUAUUUGUGUCUGUCUCUGUAUUAAUGAAUAUUUGUGUGUGUGUCUGUGUGUCUCUGAAUUAGUCAAUAUUUGUGUGUGUGUGUGUCUCUGUAUUAAUGAAUAUUUGUGUGUGUGUGUGUCUCUGUGUUAAUGAAUAUGUUUGUGUGUGCCUCUGUAUUAGUGAAUAUUUGUGUGUGUGUCUGUGUUAAUGAAUAUUUGUGUGUGUGUGUCUCUGUGUUAACGAAUAUGUGUGUGUGUGUGUCUUUGUAUUAAUGAAUAUUUGUGUGUGUGUGUGUGUCUCUGUAUUAAUGAAUAUGUUUGUGUGUGUGUGUGUAUGUCUCUGUAUUAGUGAAUAUUUGUGUGUGUGUGUCUCUGUAUUAGUGAAUAUUUGUGUGUGUGUGUGUCUGUAUUAGUGAAUAUUUGUGUGUGUGUGUGUUUGUAUUAGUGAAUAUUUGUGUGUGUCUCUGGAUUAAUGAAUAUUUGUGUGUGUGUGUAUGUCUCUGUAUUAGUGAAUAUUUGUGUGUGUGUGUGUGUCUCUGUAUUCGUGAGUAUUUGUGUGUGUGUGUGUGUGUGUGUCUCUGUAUUAAUGAAUAUUUGUGUGUGUGUGUCUGUAUUAGUGAAUAUUUGUGUCUGUCUCUGUAUUAAUGAAUAUUUGUGGCUGUGUGUGUGUGUGUCUCUGUAUUAAUGAAUAUUUGUGUGUGUGUGUCUCUGUAUUAGUGAAUAUUUGUGUGUGUGUGUGUGUCUAUUAGUGAAUAUUUGUGUCUGUGUGUCUCUCUGUAUUAAUGAAUAUUUGUGUGUGUGUGUGUGUCUGUAUUAGUGAAUAUUUGUGUGUGUCUCUGGAUUAAUGAAUAUUUGUGCGUGUGUGUGUGUGUGUGUCUCUGUAUUAAUGAAUAUUUGUGUGUGUGUAUGUCUCUGUAUUAGUGAAUAUUUAUGUGUGUGUUUCUCUGUAUUAGUGAGUAUUUGUGUGUGUGUGUCUCUGUAUUAAUGAAUAUUUGUGUGUGUGUGUCUGUAUUAGUGAAUAUUUGUGUCUAUCUCUGUAUUAAUGAAUAUUUGUGGCUGUGUGUGUGUGUCUCUGUAUUAAUGAAUAUUUGUGUGUGUGUGUGUCUUUGUAUUAAUGAAUGUUUGUGUGUGUGUCUCUGUAUUAAUGAAUGUUUGUAUGUGUGUGUGUGUGUCUUUGUAUUAAUGAAUAUUUGUGUGUGUGUGUGUGUGUGUCUUUGUAUUAAUGAAUAUUUGUGUGUGUGUGUCUAGGUAUUAGUGAAUAUCUGUGUGUGUGUCUCUGUAUUAGUGAAUUAUUGUGUGUGUGUGUCUCUGUAUUAGUGAAUAUUUGUGUGUGUGUGUAUGUCUCUGUAUUAGUGAAUAUUUGUGUGUGUGUGUGUCUGUAUUAGUGAAUAUUUGUGUGUGUCUCUGGAUUAAUGAAUAUUUGUGUGUGUGUGUAUGUCUCUGUAUUAGUGAAUAUUUGUGUGUGUGUGUGUGUCUCUGUAUUCGUGAGUAUUUGUGUGUGUGUGUGUGUCUCUGUAUUAAUGAAUAUUUGUGUGUGUGUCUGUAUUAGUGAAUAUUUGUGUCUGUCUCUGUAUUAAUGAAUAUUUGUGGCUGUGUGUGUGUGUCUCUGUAUUAAUGAAUAUUUGUGUGUGUGUGUCUCUGUAUUAGUGAAUAUUUGUGUGUGUGUGUGUGUCUAUUAGUGAAUAUUUGUGUCUGUGUGUCUCUCUGUAUUAAUGAAUAUUUGUGUGUGUGUGUGUGUCUGUAUUAGUGAAUAUUUGUGUGUGUCUCUGGAUUAAUGAAUAUUUGUGCGUGUGUGUGUGUGUGUGUGUCUCUGUAUUAAUGAAUAUUUGUGUGUGUGUAUGUCUCUGUAUUAGUGAAUAUUUAUGUGUGUGUUUCUCUGUAUUAGUGAGUAUUUGUGUGUGUGUGUCUCUGUAUUAAUGAAUAUUUGUGUGUGUGUGUCUGUAUUAGUGAAUAUUUGUGUCUAUCUCUGUAUUAAUGAAUAUUUGUGGCUGUGUGUGUGUGUCUCUGUAUUAAUGAAUAUUUGUGUGUGUGUGUGUCUUUGUAUUAAUGAAUGUUUGUGUGUGUGUCUUUGUAUUAAUGAAUAUUUGUGUGUGUGUGUGUGUGUGUGUCUUUGUAUUAAUGAAUAUUUGUGUGUGUGUGUCUAGGUAUUAGUGAAUAUCUGUGUGUGUGUCUCUGUAUUAGUGAAUUAUUGUGUGUGUGUGUCUCUGUAUUAGUGAAUAUUUGUGUGUGUGUGUGUAUCUCUGUAUUAAUGAAUAUUUGUGUGCGUGUGUGUCUCUAUUAAUGAAUAUUUGUGUGUGUGUGUGUGUGUGUGUGUCUCUGUAUUAAUGAAUAUUUGUGUGUGUGUAUAUCUCUGUAUUAAUGAAUAUUUGUGUGUGUCUCUCUGUAUUAAUGAAUAUUUGUGUGUGUGUCUCUGUAUUAAUGCAUAUUUGUGUGUGUCUCUGUAUUAAUGAAUAUUUGUGUGUGUGUAUCUCUGUAUUAAUGAAUAUUUGUGUGUCUCUGUAUUAGUGAAUAUUUGUGUGUGUGUGUGUGUGUCUCUGUAUUAAUGAAUAUUUGUAUGUGUGUGUCUCUGUAUUAGUGAAUAUUUGUGUGUGUUCGUGUGUUUAUCUCUAUUAAUGAAUAUUUGUGUGUGUGUGUGUCUCUGUAUUAGUGAAUAUUUGUGUGUGCGCGCGUGUGUGGGUCUUUGUAUUAGUGAAUAUUUGUGUGUGUGUCUCUGUUUUAAUGAAUAUUUGUGUGUCUGUGUGCCUCUGUAUUAAUGAAUAUUUGUGUGUGUGUGCCUCUCUCUCUCUCUCUCUCUCUCUAUUAAUGAAUAGUUGUAUGUGUGUUCAUGAAUAUGUGUGUUUGUGUGUGUCUCUAUUGAUGAAUAUUUGUGUAUGUGUUAAUGACUGUGUGUGUUUGUGUGUGUGUGUGUGUGUCUCUAUUAAUGAAUAUUUUUGUGUGUGUGUGUGUCUCUGUAUUAGUGAAUAUUUGUGUGUGUCUCUGGGUUAAUGAAUAUUUGUGUGUGUGUGUGUGCGCGCCUCUGUAUUAGUGAAUAUUUGUAUGUGUCUCUGUAUUAGUGAAUAUUUGUGUGUGUGUGGGUGUGUGUCUGUAUUAAUGAAUAUUUGUGUGUGUGCCUGCAUAGUAAUGAAUAUUUGUGUGUGUGUCUCUGUAUUAAUGAAUAUUUGUGUGUGUGCCUGCGUAGUAAUGAAUAUUUGUGUGUGUGUGUCUCUGUAUUAAUGAAUAUUUGUAUGUGUGUGUGUCUCUGUGUUAAUGAAUAUUUGUGUGUGUGUGUGUGUGUAUAUAUUUCUGUAUUAAUGAAUAUUUGUGUGUGUGUGUGUGUGUGUGUAUCUCUAUCUCUGUAUUAGUGAAUAUCUGUAUGUGUGUGUCUCGGUGUGUGUGUGUAUCUCUAUCUCUGUAUUAGUGAAUAUCUGUAUGUGUGUGUGUCUCUGUAUUAGUGAAUAUUUGAGUGUGUGUGUCUCUCUGUAUUAAUGAAUAUUUGUGUGUGUGUGUGUCUCUGUAUUAGUGAAUAUUUGUGUGUGUUUGUGUCUCUGUAUUAAUAAAUAUUUGUGUGUGUGUGUGUCUGUGUUAAUGAAUAUGUGUGUGUGUCUCUGUAUUAAUGAAUAUUUGUGUGUCUGUCUCUGUAUUAAUGAAUAUUUGUGUGUGUGUGUGUGUCUCCAUAUUAAUGAAUAUUUGUGUGUGUGUGUGUGUCCGUAUUAAUGAAUAUUUGUGUGUGUGUGUAUAUCUCUGUAUUAAUGAAUAUUUGUGUGUGUGUCUCUGUAUUAAUGAAUGUGUGUGUGUGCCUGUGUAGUAAUGAAUAUUUGUGUGUCUCUGUAUUAGUGAAUAUCUGUGUGUGUGUGUCUCUGUAUUAGUGAAUUAUUGUGUGUGUUUUUCUCUAUUAAUGAAUAUUUGUAUGUGUGUGUCUCUGUAUUAAUGAAUAUUUGUGUGUGUGUGUGUGUGUGUGUGUGUGUGUGUGUGUGUGUGUGUCUCUGUGUUAAUGAAUAUUUGUGUGUGUGCGCGCGCCUCUGUAUUAGUGAAUGUGUGUGUGUGUACCUCUGUAUUAAUGAAUAUUUGUGUGUGUGUCUCUGUAUUAAUGAAUAUUUGUGUGUGUGUUUCUCUGUAUUAGUGAAUAUUUGUGUGUGUCUCUGUAUUAAUGAAUAUUUGUGUGUGUGCCUGCGUAGUAAUGAAUAUUUGUAUGUGUGUGUGUCUCUGUGUUAAUGAAUAUUUGUGUGUGUGUGUGUGUGUGUGUGUGCGCGCGCGCCUCUGUAUUAGUGAAUAUUUGUAUGUGUCUCUGUAUUAGUGAAUAUUUGUGUGUGUGUGGGUGUGUGUCUGUAUUAAUGAAUAUUUGUGUGUGUGCCUGCAUAGUAAUGAAUAUUUGUGUGUGUGUGUCUCUGUAUUAAUGAAUAUUUGUAUGUGUGUGUGUCUCUGUGUUAAUGAAUAUUUGUGUGUGUGUGUGUGUGUGUAUCUCUAUCUCUGUAUUAGUGAAUAUCUGUAUGUGUGUGUGUCUCGGUGUGUGUGUGUGUGUAUCUCUAUCUCUGUAUUAGUGAAUAUCUGUAUGUGUGUGUGUGUCUCUGUAUUAGUGAAUAUUUGUGUGUGUGUGUCUCUCUGUAUUAAUGAAUAUUUGUGUGUGUGUGUGUGUGUGUCUCUGUAUUAGUGAAUAUUUGUGUGUGUUUGUGACUCUGUAUUAAUAAAUAUUUGUGUGUGUGUGUGUCUGUGUUAAUGAAUAUGUGUGUGUGUGUCUGUGUUAAUGAAUAUGUGUGUGUGUGUCUGUGUUAAUGAAUAUGUGUGUGUGUCUCUGUGUUAAUGAAUAUUUGUGUGUGUGUGUCUCCGUAUUAAUGAAUAUUUGUGUGUGUGUGUGUCCGUAUUAAUGAAUAUUUGUGUGUGUGUCUGUCUCCGUAUUAAUGAAUAUUUGUGUGUGUGUGUCUCUGUAUUAAUGAAUAUUUGUCUGUGUGUAUCUCUGUAUUAAUGAAUAUUUGUGUGUGUGUCUCUGUAUUAAUGAAUGUGUGUGUGUGCGCCUGUGUAGUAAUGAGUAUUUGUGUGUCUCUGUAUUAGUGAAUAUCUGUGUGUGUGUGUGUCUCUGUCUUAGUGAAUUAUUGUGUGUGUGUUUUUCUCUAUUAAUGAAUAUUUGUAUGUGUGUGUCUCUGUAUUAAUGAAUAUUUGUGUAUGUGUGUGUGUGUGUGUCUCUGUAUUAAUGAAUAUUUGUUUGUGUGUCUCUGUAUUAAUGAAUAUUUGUGUGUGUGUCUCUGUAUUAAUGAAUAUUUGUGUGUGUCUCUGUAUUAAUGAAUAUUUGUGUGUGUGUAUCUCUGUAUUAAUGAAUAUUUGUGUGUGUGUGUCUCUGUAUUAGUGAAUAUUUGUGUGUGUGUGUGUGUGUGUCUCUGUAUUAAUGAAUAUUUGUGUGUGUGUGUGUGUCUCUGAAUUAAUGAAUAUUUGUAUGUGUGUGUCUCUGUAUUAGUGAAUAUUUGUGUGUGUUCGUGUGUUUAUCUCUAUUAAUGAAUAUUUGUGUGUGUGUGUGUCUCUGUAUUAGUGAAUAUUUUUGUGUGCGCGCGUGUGUGGGUCUUUGUAUUAGUGAAUAUUUGUGUGUGUGUCUCUGUUUUAAUGAAUAUUUGUGUGUCUGUGUGCCUCUGUAUUAAUGAAUAUUUGUGUGUGUGUGUCUCUCUCUCUCUCUCUAUUAAUGAAUAGUUGUAUGUGUGUUCAUGAAUAUGUGUGUUUGUGUGUGUCUCUAUUAAUGAAUAUUUGUGUGUGUAUGUGUUAAUGACUGUGUGUGUUUGUGUGUGUGUGUGUCUCUAUUAAUGAAUAUUUUUGUGUGUGUGUGUGUCUCUGUAUUAGUGAAUAUUUGUGUGUGUGUGUGUGUGUGUGUGUCUAUUAAUGAAUAUUUUUGUGUGUGUGUGUGUCUCUGUGUUAAUGAAUAUUUGUGUGUGUGUGUGUAUCUCUAUCUCUGUAUUAGUGAAUAUCUGUAUGUGUGUGUGUCUCUGUAUUAGUGAAUAUUUGUGUGUGUGUGUCUCUGUAUUAAUGAAUAUUUGUGUGUGGGUGUGUGCCUGUGUAGUAAUGAAUAUUUGUGUGUGCGUCUCUGUAUUAAUGAAUAUUUGUAUGUGUGUGUGUGUGUGUGUGUGUGUGUGUGUCUCUGUGUUAAUGAAUAUUUGUGUGUGUGUGCGCCUCUGUAUUAAUGAACAUUUGUGUGUGUGUCUCUCUGUAUUAAUGAAUAUUUGUGUGUGUGUGUCUCUGUAUUAAUGAAUAGUUGUGUGUGUGUCUCUGUAUUAGUGAAUAUGUGUAUGUGUGUGUGCCUCUGUGUUAAUGAAUAUUUGUGUGUGUGUGUCUCUGUGUUAAUGAAUAUUUGUGUGUGUGUGUGUGUGUGUCUCUGUAUUAAUGAAUAUUUGUGUAUGUGUGUGUCUCUAUUGAUGAAUAUUUGUGUGUGUGUGUCGGUUAUUGAGUAUUUGUGUGUGUGCGUGUCUCUAUUAAUGAAUAUUUGUGUGUGUGUGUGUGUGUGUGUGUGUGUCUCUCUCUCUCUGUAUUAAUGAAUGUUUGUGUAUAUCAGUGAAUGUGUGUUUAUGCUGCCCUCUAGGAAUCAAAAUGACUUGCAUCCUCUCCACUUAUUUUUCUUCACUUCAGAACUGUAUAAAGGGAAUUCGAAACACAGAAAAUAUAACAGGAGUAGGCCAUUUGAUUUUUCGUGCCUACAUUGUCAUUCAAUAUUAUCGUGGCUGAUCAUUGAACUCAGUCCCCUGUUCCUGCUUUCCUCCCAUACGCUUUGAUCCCUUUAACCCAGAGAACUAUAUUUCUUUCGUGAAAACAUUCAAUGUAUUAUCCUCCUGUCACAUUCUGUGGCAGAGAAUUUUACAGUGUUGGCUAGAGCAGCUGCUGCUGUUCUUGAUAUCCGUGUUGAUUUACAAGUGAGAAACAUGGAAACAUAAGGGAGGGGGUGUUUAGUGCAAGCUUGAAAUAAUUUUUUUCAGGUUUCAUUCCAUAAGUAAAUUAAUUUUGGAAAAAAAAUCAAACUCGUGGGAUGGAAAGCAAGUACUGAGAAUGAUCGUAGAAGUUAGUUAAAACAGAAACUGCUGGAACAUGCUGAGCAAGGUCAGGUGGCAUCUGACGUGUCAUCAAUCUGAAACGUUGAGCCUUUCUCUCCGUGUACUGAGGUGGAGUGACACUGCCAGAGAUAUCGCCUUUCGAGUGAGAUGUUAAACUGGGAUCAUGUUUGUCUGCUCACAGGUGUAUAAAAGAUCAGAUGUCACUAUUUCAAACAUGAGGAGGAGAAUUUUCCUGGUGCCACAGCUUAUCCCUGAAGUGAUAAGGAAGACUUGAAUUUAUAUAGCUCCUUUCAUUAUUGCCGGAUAUUGCAAAGCACUUUACAAGAGUUAAGUGCUUGCACUGUUGUAGUGUCGGAAAUGUAGCAGCUAGUUUGCAUGCAACAAGAUGGUGAUGAAUGGAUAUUCGUUUUGGAUUGACUGAUUAAUAUUGGCCUGGACAUGGGGAGACCUCCCCCGAGUUUCUACGAAAUAGUACUGCAGGAAUGUUUUGGGCCACCAUGGGGAACCUCCAAAUAACAGGUAUUGCCUGCCACAGCACAGCAUUCCCUCAGUAUUACACAGCACCAAAUGUCACCCUUUGCUUAUCAUCCUGGGCCUGGAGUCAGGCUUGAAUCCACAACCUUUUGACGUGGAGGUGAAGCACUACCAGCUGAGCCUCGGCUGGCUUGAAAUAAAAGUAAAUGCCCAACACUGCCUGGUCUGGUCAUUAUCACAUUGCUAUUUGCCAGAUGUUGCACAGCUAAAUCGGCUGCAGGAUUCCCUUUGGGAUGCUUUGUGAUUUGUGAUAGCCUAAGGCUGUUAACAAUUAUAGAAAAGCAAUGUCCUUUUUCCUGCAGUGUUACUGCUUUGCAUGUGGAGUGCUUCCAGUAUUUUCUGUUUUUGUUUAAUUUUACCUCAUGUUGUAAUCACAAACGAUGAAGGAAAAUUCUUUAAUUUACAAUUCCAAAAAAUGACUGUCCAGAGCAGUAAUGAAUCAUAACUGUUGCAGUUUGGAAACCACUACUUUAAAAUCCGGAUGUAUUUUGAACACAGCACUUGAUUCCCCUGGGUCUUACAGCAUGAAGUAAUUCCUCUUCGUAUUUUACUGUGAGGAGACAGUGCUUGUCACACAGGAACACAUCCAGACAAAAAUAAAUGCCCUCAUGAAUGCAGUUUAGAUGUUGUCAAAUCUAGUGUGGAACAUGUGUAUCUGUGCUCCUUCUCUGCUAUGCUUUCAAUGACAUCUUGUGUUUAAAUACCAUCUUUAAAUAAAACAUUCCAAACUGCUUCACAGAGAU
This is a messenger RNA of Stegostoma tigrinum, 14325 nucleotides long. RefSeq names its product transmembrane protein 62 (gene tmem62). Bases 42 to 1967 code for a protein of 641 amino acids. Gene Ontology annotation, molecular function: hydrolase activity. The record is from RefSeq and is a predicted model, not a curated record. Lineage: Eukaryota; Metazoa; Chordata; Chondrichthyes; Orectolobiformes; Stegostomatidae. The transcript has 14 exons.